Messenger RNA from Mya arenaria, 10605 nucleotides. Its product is annotated as E3 ubiquitin-protein ligase RNF213-like. The record is from RefSeq and is a predicted model, not a curated record. The coding region runs from base 1 to 10605 and encodes 3534 amino acids. Lineage: Eukaryota; Metazoa; Mollusca; Bivalvia; Myida; Myidae. The transcript is spliced from 71 exons. Gene Ontology annotation, molecular function: ATP hydrolysis activity; ATP binding; ubiquitin-protein transferase activity.
AUGUUGAUUGGGGAGAUUGAUGUUAAUGGUUACGGUGCUGAUGGUGUUGAUGACAAUGAUGUUGACGGGGAGAUGUUAAUGGUUGUGAUGCUAAUGUGGCUCAUACAGCCUGACCCUUCCCCAUUAUCUAGGUGUAAAGUUACACCUCUAUUCAACUCGAUGCACUACAUGGAUAUAUGUUCCAAACUGCUUAAACCUGCUAUAGUUAGCCUGAGAAAAACGAAACACAGUGACGAUGACUAUAGUUAUAGUCAGUUCAGAGCUCUUGCAAUACUAGACGCUUGCAUCAACGUGGAUGUCACUCUAAGUGUUCAAGAGCGGGGGAUUUUAUGCCAGUGCCUUCUUCCUGAUGUGAACGAGCCAAGUGAAUUGAAUGACGUAUUAGAUUUCUUACAAGAACGACCAAUGAAUGAAGUUCUUCGGACAUUGAAGCCAUAUUUCGAAUUGGACUACUAUCUGUCACGAAGCGUUCUUGCCUGUUUAACACCACAAGAGCUAGAGCAUGUUGUUGGAGUAGAUUGGCUGUCAUUGGAAGCCUGUUGUGCCUCGCUUUUUUUCUGGACUGACAUUUUAAAACCAGGGUUUACCGCAGACUUAGGUCAGUCAGGCACCGUUCAUGAGAUGGCGCUGUACAAAUCCUUGGAUAAGGUGCGAAAUCGGCUUUUCUCAGAUAUCAAAUAUUUUUCGUCCUCUUCAUUGGAAAUGACCUACCACAUGGCUCUUGAUGGUGUGAUGAAGAGUGCGCGGAAUUUGAGCAGGUUAGAAAGUAUUGUAAACUGGUUGCACAUAUUCCUGGCUUCAACUGCAAAGUACUCAAUGAAGUACACCAAAAAGAACAAAGACGAAUUAAGCGAAACUGUGAAGUUUGUAAAAGGCAAGCAUGUCGAUGCCUUUAUCUGUCGGAAUGAUUUGAAAAUGAACUUAGGUGAGGAAUGGAACAGAGAUAUCGAAGCCGAGGUAGUCAGAGAGGUCAGAAAAGUUCACGGUUACGAACACUCACUGUUGAAAAUAUUUUGCAGCGAAUUUGGCACUUACAGCAAUAGACUUCAAACAAUAUUGACAGGAAUUGCGUGUCAGGCCACUAAGACUGGACGGUUAGCAUAUGAUAACGAUUUCCAGAAGAAGCUAGCAAAUCAAGUCCAACAAACCUUGUCAGCUCAUUUUAAACGCCAAUGGAGUGAAAACAUUGGGUAUGAGGAGGAUUCCGACAUUCACAACAAAAUAUUGCAGCAAGUGCGCGAAUGGCCUGAAAUGAUAUUGUUCUACAAAAGCCUUGGAGCUGGCGCCCUUUUGAUGGGCAAGGAUAACAAAACACACUUAUCCGAGUCUAUAGUAAAAGAAGUGUGGGAAAACUUGCUGAACGGCCAUAUUCGUAUAAGGACACUGAGGAAAACAAUAAAGGACGUUUCAAGAAUGCAUAAACAGUACAGUGAAGUGCUUUUCUUGGAUGAAGUGUGUAGGCCGUCGGGAGUAGAGAAUGAAAUGGUUCCAGAUCCAAACAUCACAUACUUCACGGCAGAUCAGCGAUUGCUAGAUGUUUUACCCCAGAUGGCAACACUUUCUACAAGAAGAUUAUUUAAAGCAUGGUGGUCUUUCAAAUGUGAUCAAGUGCGUGCCAGCAUAGAUUCUAUUGAUGGUGGAAGAGACUUAAAUGUCUUUGUCGAUCUUGCCAUGAUGUCCGCUGGCGAGGAGCCAAUUAACAUUGCAAAGGUUCAAUGUUUGCAUUCUUCUGCCACUGGCUAUGCUCCAUUGUUGUUCCAAUUGCAAGAACACUUCGGCUACUUGGAACUUAUAGAAAAGUGCAAAGAUGUUUGGAAGAACGUCGAUGAGAAUCCAAGGAUGCCGAAGCAACUGCGGGAUACAUCUCACCAACAACACUGGCUUGAAGAAAUUCGCAACAUUCAUGGAGCUGUAGAAACUACAUCGCUUAUGCAAGCCGAAGCUAUAAACAAAUAUGGCACAUACGUUUUGGAAGCCGGCAUACCACACGGUCUAUACCAUCAGAUGACAGUCGAAAACGUGCUCAAUCUUACUGUCGUGGACAAAGAUGUGAAGAAAGGCCAUGAAGUAAAGGAAUAUUCAUAUUCAGAUAUUAAAGAUCUUCAAAGCAGACUGAUGCUCGUUAUGGGGAAAACGGAAGCGGGCAACACUGAUGUUGACAAAUUUGUAGACGGACGUAAAGGCGAUGAAGACAGUUUGGACAAAAUGAUACCUGCUUUGGCGGAAUUUAUGGAGCAGUCUGAUAUUGUAAAAGCCAUGGAUUUAGCAAAGAAAGAUAUACAAACAAUGGAAAAAGUGAAAGAGCGUAAAUUAGGAAAGACAGGUGAAACAACAGAGGAAGAUGAAAUAGAUAUGCAAAGAAGAGAGGAAUUUGUGAACAAUCUUGUAAAAAAGGCACGUUUAAGUGAAGACAUUGUGAGGCGAUAUGUAGACGAACAGAAAGAUAUAACUGCAUGUUCACUUGAUGACGGAAUCUACUGGUGCUUGGAAAACCAGAAUGAGGAAGCGGAAACAACACCUGCUGCUGAAGAAAUUUCAAAAUGGUGUUCAGAAGGACAAACGUUGUCAUCCAUAUGGAAUGAAAAAAUAAAACACUAUGAUUCUUCAAGUGAACAUGGUAUAGGUGCUUUGAUUGAAACACUGCAGGACCUUUGGGGAUCUUUCCUGACCGCGAUAACCGAUUCAACAGGAACCAGCGAUUACCUUAAUCUUGUUCACCUUGGGAUCAUUCUGAAACAUUUAGAUGCACGAAACGACGUUAGAGUGAAGAGGGAGCUUCCUGCCUUCAGUAUUAACAACGAACCUAAUUUGAUUCUUUGUAAAUCUGAUGAAACCAUUACCACAGCGUUGUCCAUAUACAUGCAGAGUAAAGAGCAGCCACUGCCAUCUUCGGACGAAGUAUUGCUAUGUUCAUCUACAACAAAAAAGGAAGAGGUUGAAAUAUUCAUCAGAAGAUCGAUGUUUGGGGAAAAGGGUAAAUUGCACUGUCUUGUAAACGCAGACCUUCUUGAUUUUGAUGUCAGUGAAGCUGCUGGUCACUUCAUUGAUGAAUGCAACCAAGAAAAAAAUUAUCAAAAAGAGAACAAGUACGGGAUGGUUAUAAUCUGCUGUCGCGAAAACGAAAAUAGAUCCCCUUUAAUGUCUUCACUUGAAAAGUACAUCCGACCUGCCAUACCUGUUGAGACAGAAAAACUGUCACAGUAUCUGCUGACCAAAUUUGCUGUAAACACCGGAACGGAUCAGACGUUUGCUUCAGAUGUGGAUUUUGAAAAGUCGAAUACCAGAAUCGUUUUGUCAGAAAGAGCAGGUGUUGGAAAGAGUUUGUUUGUGAAAAGGGUUGAAGAAAAAUUACGUUUUCAUGUUGCAAGGCAAGAGCAAACUACGUUUGAGAGAGUUACAGUGCCGCUUCAGGAAAGGUCUGUGAACAUGGAAUAUGUAACUCAGAGUCUACUUAAACAUGCAACUGAACCAGAGAUUAAAACAGCCAGAUUGUUUCAUAUCGAUAUAUCACAUGAGGUACAAGAAGGAAUCGACUAUCUACUUUUCAAUCUGCUCGUCCUCAACUCCUUAAAGGACGAAUCGGGGCUAGUAUGGAAACGUUCCGUGUCUGACAUAUACCUAAUUGAGCACAUGCCUAGGAUCCCACAUCCGUUUCUGUUUUUCAACAGUGAUGGGGUUUCAUUCACUUUUCUUGGAUUCAAUGUGGACCCAUAUAGCGGAAAUCUAAUUGAUCAACAAAGAAAAAUCGUACUGGAGAAAAACAUAAUGGAUGAGAGCUUAUUUCGAGCUCUCAUUAGAAAUAAAGUAGAUCUCAAAGAAAACUUUGAUAAACUACCAAGGAGUCACAGAAUUGAAAAACUCGCAAACGUUAUGGGUGGUUAUAGGAUAAAAGAUCCCGACCCGACUUACGAGCUUACAACAGACAACGCUAAGAAAAUACUUGCAAUUUUCAUGCGUUUCAAGUGCGACAUUCCAGUCAUUGUGAUGGGAGAAACUGGUUGCGGAAAAACUCGGUUAAUCAAGUUCAUGUGCUCGUUGCAAGUUCCGGAAGAUCGACAGCUUCAAAAUACAGUUGUUAUGAAGGUUCAUGGAGGUACAACAUACGCUGAUAUCGAAAGGAAAGUAAACGAAGCGGACAAUCUAGCAAGAGAAAAUUCGAAGCACGGACUGAAUAUCUACACUGUGCUCUUUUUCGACGAGGCAAACACAACAGAGGCGAUAGGUCUAUUAAAGGAGAUUAUGUGCGACAGAACUUUACGUGGACUUCCGCUAAAUCUUUCUCCAAAUUUGAAAAUCGUAGCCGCGUGCAAUCCAUAUCGAAGGCAUUCAAAGAAACUUGUUGAGAAAUUAGAACAAGCUGGCCUUGGAUACCACGUAAACGCCGAAGAAACAACAGACACCUUUGGACAAAUUCCUUUGAGAAGGCUUGUUUAUAGAGUACAUCCGUUACCUCAAAGUCUUUGGUCGUUAGUCUGGGAUUUUGGGCAGUUGACGAAAGACGUUGAAGGAUUGUACAUUACGCAAAUGGUCAAGCGUUAUGUAAGUGAAGGAAAGCUGCCAGAAACGUAUAACCUGAUCCCUGUAUUAAGUGAAAUUUUGACGGAAUCCCAGACUUUUAUGCGCCAACAGAGGGAUGAAUGCAGCUUCGUGUCGCUUAGAGACGUUGAGAGGGCUUUGUUUGUCAUGUCAUGGUUUUUCUCAAAAGGGAGCGAGUUUUUGUUUCCAAUAAUGGACAUGCAAAAUAAGGUAAAUUACACACACAAGACACUGAACAAACGCGUUGUUUAUUUUCAGAACAUUACAGAACUCACCAGGUCUUUAAUACUUUCACUUGGUGUUUGCUAUCAUGCUCGCUUGAAGUCCAGGGAAAUGUACCGACAUGCAAUAGAAAAACAUUUUAGAGCACCAUUUGCUUUAGAAAGACAUCAUGGCGCUAGUCAAAUACUGCAUGAAAUUGAAAACUGUCAACAUGCAAUUUUGAACAACGUGAAUCUGGCAAGAAAUAUUGCGCGCAAUGCUGCGUUGAGGGAAAACGUGUUCAUGAUGGUAGUUUGCAUUGAACUCAGAAUUCCCCUCUUUCUUGUCGGAAAGCCCGGAAGUUCAAAAUCUGUUGCAAAAACAAUCGUAUCUGACACUUUGCAAGGGAAAAGUUCAUAUAGAAAUCUUUUCAAGAGUCUCAAACAGACCCGGAUGGUGUCCUUCCAAUGCAGUCCGUUAUCAUCUCCAGAAGGAAUAGUGGCAACAUUCCGACAAUGUGCACAAUUCCAAAAAGAUAGGAACUUAUCCACGUUUGUGUCCACAGUGGUACUAGAUGAGGUUGGACUAGCUGAGGACAGUCCGCGUAUGCCUCUAAAGACAUUGCACCCACUCCUUGAGGACGGCUGCCAAGGUGAUGAAAGACCCGAAAAAAACAUGAAGGUCUCUUUUGUUGGCCUCUCAAAUUGGGCUCUGGAUCCAGCCAAAAUGAAUCGUGGAAUAUUUGUGCAGCGUGAUGUCCCUGACGAACGGGAAUUAAUUGAGACGGCGAGAGGGAUAUGUGCGUCAUCAAAUGACAAGGACCUUCAACGAAUAAUGCAGCCUUUGAUAAAACCACUUGCCGAGUCAUACCUAGAAGUUUACAAUGAUGCAACACGUGUACUGCGGGAAUUCUUUGGACUGCGAGACUUCUACAGCUUGGUUAAGAUGGUAUUUGCCUUCAUCGAGCGGUCACGAAGUCAGCCAACGUGGCUUGAAUUGGAGCACUGCAUAAAACGUAAUUUUGGGGGACUGCAACAGGUGGAUUCAGUCAAACGUUUUAGAGCACGCUUAUAUCGCCAUAUACAGAUACGUAAAAAGCCCCAGAAAACAGAUCCAGACUGCAGCCAUUCGGGACUUAUAAAUGCGUGCAUUUUUGACAGGGAAAGUCGAUACCCGCUUUUGUUGGCUGACAAUUUUGGCGCCGUUUCGCUGAUGCAGCAACAUAUCUUAAGUAGCGGAAAAGGAUUGAGGCCUUGUUAUAUAUUUGGAAGCAGUUUCAAGGGCGACCAGGAAUACACACAAAUAUGCAGAAAUAUCAACAAGAUAAAAGUGUGCAUGGAAACUGGAAACACUGUAGUGUUGUUGAAUCUGGAGAACCUGUAUGUCAGUCUCUAUGACGCCUUAAAUCAGUACUAUACGUACUUUGGUGGCCAGCGAUUUAUUGACCUUGGACUCGGAACACAUCGGGUGAAAUGUCAGGUCCAUCCGUUUUUCAGACUGAUUGUAGUAGCUGAAAAGUCAACGGUCUACAAACGAUUUCCGAUUCCACUCAUCAAUCGGCUGGAAAAACACUUUCUUACAAGUGACUGCUUGCUUGAUUGCAGACAGCAAAAAUUAUCAACCAUGCUAAAGAAGUGGGCACUCAAAUACGUGUCAGGAGGCAGCGUAUGUUCGAAAAUUGAAGAUGGAUUUAUUGGCUAUAAUGAAGAUACAUGUUCAGGAAUAAUUUUGCGCAUAUCUGUUGAGAAUCAAAAUGCGACAAAUAAGGAAAUAAUUGAGAAAUCGAAACUAGUUCUUCUAUCCUCUGCAACACCUGAAUGCGUUGUCCGAAAAGAGAGCGAAGAAAAACAACUUGCUGGAUAUUAUUUUGAUAGUCAGAAGCACGACAGUCUAGUUGGAUUCCUUGUUGCCAAAAUACAAACGAAAAAAAACAGUUCUAGCCCAGACAAGUACGAUUUUCUUCACGGAGUGCAAAUGAUGCUUGCAAAACUUUUGACCGAAAAGGAACAGUCAACUGGAAUAGACAGUCUAGCAAAAGCCUGGAUGGCAAAGGAAGCUGCAGCGACUGGAAAAAUAAAUAAAGCAGGGACAUUCAGGAGCUCUUGCCAUCAGGUCCUAUGUGAAAAAGUAACACCACUGUUUGCUGGUCUGAUUGCAUAUUUGGAUACAGACAGCAACUUAGAUUUACUUGAAGCAGCGGAACCUUGGAAAAGAAAGUUGUGGAUACAAUAUGUUAACACACCAGGAGCAACGGACAUUAAGUUUGAUGACUUUUGGUCGACACAAGAAGAUGGGAACUCAAGUGAAAUCACAGCAGGGAGCUCUGGAUACGAACGACAUUCGUUCAGGGCAAAGUUCCCAUUUUCAUGCUUGAUUGUACGGUACAUUGAGGACAUGCGAACGAAAUUGCAGCACAAAAACGAGUCUUUAAGUGGAAGCGAAGAUGACAUGGCAAAGAAUGUUAUGGAUUGUAAAACUUUAGUCUUGGAACAUGGUGUGGGGAAAGCAUUACAGGACAUGCAAUUUGAUGAUGAAGACUAUGAAAGCAUAGUGUAUAGUUAUGUAGAAGACUUUUUGCACACGACGUACAAUGGACUCGAUGCUACUGAAUUUCAGAUGGUGACAGAGGUCCUCUGGGAGGAAACUUUGCACACGAUAAAAGAAACAAAGAUUCACCUGGACAUUGUUGGCGGUCUUGUUUGUGCUCACUUUGCCCUCGAAAAGGUGUCUUUUUCGUUUGCAGAUUAUAGAUCAAUUAACUCCAUAUGGCCAGAAUGCAGCUCAUCACUAAAGAACUUUCGAGCGGAAAAUCCAAAUCAUUUCCUCUCUUCAAAAGAACAUGGAAUUGUGUUUCCAGCGCUAUGUUUAAUGAUCGAUAGCUUGACACCAAAGCCAGGCGAACAAGAACACAUUGACACAUGGAAGCAAUGGUUAGAUAGGGUAAACUUAGUCCGACCGGUUAUUGAGAAAGUGCAAAGUUCUCAGAAAAGUGAUUCUGCAGAGGGCAACGCCGUUGUUAAUCAGGCAAAUGGAGAAGCCAUAACCUCCCAUUUGCAAGAGUAUUUUGAAAAAGCUUUAGAGUACCUUAAAGGUGACGGUGAUGAUAUUUCGACGACAGAUAUAACCGAACUGUGCUUACUGUUUAUACAGUGUUUUGAGGAUUCACUUAUACAAAAGGCGUUUAUGGAGGAAAAUAGAUCUGCAUACGCUGAAGAGUUGCUGAAUGGUGCUAGAAAAUUCAUCAACAAUAGCAUUCUGAAUGUGGAUAAAGUAUACAGCAUUGCGAAAGCUAGACUCGGCUUGCGUUACGUUGCUGAUCACAUGAAUGGAAUAGUACAGAAGGGUACUAGUGAAUCGCUUUUGUCUGACGCAGAGAGGAGAUUAUGUACUACAGCAAGUCGUUUGUGUGACGACCAAAAAUCGGGACAUGCAAGGCGAUUUCUUGUCAAGUACAUGUGCAGAACUUAUGGACUUGAUAGUUACAUGACGUUAUGUGAUUCAAAUGCAGACGUUUUGAAAUGGAUUAAGAUACACGAGGAGAAGAACAUAAUCUCCGUAGACCGAUUUCUCGUUUGUGGUGAGCCAUACAAAGAAGUGCGAAAAUGCCUUUUAAGCUUUCUGCACGGCGAGAGGAGUUUAGAAGACACAUGGCGUGACGUUUCGGCAGUUGAAACAGAUUCCAGUCUGCGUGACUUGUUCGUGCAAUUAUCUGUAGUUAAGGAGGUGACGUGUGUCCUCAUCGAUGAAACAGUUAAAGAACGAGUUCAGCAGCUGACCGACUUCAUUGAAGGGGAUAAAGCUUCGGAAACAAAGUGUGGUGGCGCCAUUACGGCUGCUAAGUGUACGGGGUGCGGAGCUCAAAUCGGUGGUCAGGAUUAUGUACCACAUGCUGGAAAUGUUGUGGAUGAGAUGAAAGACCAAACAAAACCGGGUCACGUCAUUGGAGCAGCAGAAAAUAGGGGACCACCUAUCCCAGAGAGAAAUCUGACUGCGACAGCCUUUUCGAUCACUAGGCUAUUUCUUCAUAUGGCUCUUUUAGGAGGAGCAGGUCGAAACAAUGAGACGAUAUGCAGUCUCAUUAAGCCUGUGAUCGACCCAACGGCUGUCGAGGACUUUCUUUGGAAGCACAUUCAGAAAGAUAUUGAGGACCUACGGCAAACUACAAGGCUAAGUUUCGAUGAUGCAGUGCUAUUGAUGCAUUCAGUGAUCAGUUCAAUGAUAGACAAAUCACAAAGCGAAUCGGGAGCUUUUGGUCCAAACAAAGCAUUACUUACUGACAAAAAGGACAGGCAGGAAUGGGAAAUAAUUUUUACCAGUGUUGUCUUGGAUGAAAACUUGACGGUUUCUGACCCAUUCCACUGCAUCAUUCACGACAUUGAUAGGACGAAGGGAACGGACGACCCGACUAAAAUUGCUGAAAUAUCGAAGACGUGGCGUUACAGAACUCCUGUUUCGAUGGAACAUCUUCAACAAGAGCUAGAAAAGAAGAGGAUUGCAGACAAAUCGUCUUUUACGGUUUUGAGCAUUUUUCUUAAAGAGGACCAUGUACUGCAAGCCGUUCGGUUUGUACCAGCCAUACUGAAAUUACAUCGAGUUCUUCUACAAAAGUAUCACAUGAGACUCGACAGAGCGGCAGCGAAACGACACAAGGUAGCUGGGCCAGAUACCGAACAACUUCUAAAAGAUUUUGCUGACGCAUGGGAGAUUACAAGGCACUACCUACAAAAGCACUUGUGUAACACAGAAGACCAAGGACAAGUUGUCGCUCAAUUGGCUUUAUGUGCUAAGCCAAUUACAGAUGACACGCCCUUGUCAUUAUUCCUUCCGGAAACAAAAGGUCAGGGACUUUGCUCCUAUGCGCUCCUCGAUUUUUUGUUACGGAGUCAAAAUGCAUUUCUAGAUGAUUGUGGAAUUGGGAAAAGGGAAAGCGUAAAACCAACUGGUUUAACAACUGCACAUUUGAUCAGCUAUGACCAUGAAAAUGAUAUUUUACCUCUGAUUCUUGCCAAUUGUCAAAGCACAUUCAAAGUCGGACAGGAAAACAAAAUUGAAUACGACUUCGAAAGCUUAGAAAGGCAGCUUGUUGAUCAGUAUCUGAUAUCGAAGUCCAAGGUCAAAUUUGAGCCAUACUUGAAGAUCGAGACGAUGAAGUAUGCCACGGAAGUAACAAGGGCGGACGUGUUCAUGGCCUUACAGGAUAAAAUACCACAAGAACACAUGCUUUCUAUCAACGAUGAAUUGCACGAUUUACCAGACCUAUGUAACUCGAUAGACCAACUGACGGUCACGAUAAGCUUCCUAAGGACAAUGGGUGGUAAUCCAGACAACUUUUUGAACGCUUUCAUGACCAAGACGCUUCAAUUGGAAAAAACUGCAUUAUGUAGCCAAAAGGCAAGACAAGUAUGCACACUCGGACAUGUACGAUCUCUGUGGCUGCUCCUUUCUCUUCGGAAGUCGAAGCUAAUGGUUGAUCGCCAUUUUCAACAUGAGGUGGUUUUUGAGCAUAUCGAUGAUAAAUAUCACCAAACUAUACCAGAGGACUUGACACAUGCGUUCCAGUCCUACGUUAGUGGACUUCCAGAGGACACGCAUGCCAAAUUUGUGUCGUAUCUACAUGAGUGUCUCUUACUACACAUUGCCACAUCAGAUGUUCGUGGGGUUGAUCCAGAGGAUUUUUAUGAUACAUCUGGACAAAGUCUCAUAGACACGUUGACAUACUACAAAGAUACUCCAGAUGUUUCAGAAGAGGUUUUGCAAAAUCUUCCGGAAGGGCUUUUGAACAUCCAUACAGUUUGCGUUUGGAUCAAAGCGUACAUUGCACACAAUCAAAAACUGUAUAUUACAAGACGACACGUGCAAAAAUUCUGA